Messenger RNA from Penicillium vulpinum, 531 nucleotides. RefSeq lists its product as uncharacterized. Lineage: Eukaryota; Fungi; Ascomycota; Eurotiomycetes; Eurotiales; Aspergillaceae. The record is from RefSeq and is a predicted model, not a curated record. The transcript is spliced from 3 exons. The coding region runs from base 1 to 531 and encodes 176 amino acids.
AUGCACCUCACAGCUCUCCUCACGGGAAUUUUGUCACUGCUGUCGGUCACUACAGCCAUCCCAAUGACGAGCGAGAGCCCGACCCCUACACCCUCCAUUUCCAAGUCUCUCAUCUCGCCGUCCAGCUCUGCCUCAGCGUCUGCCUCAGCGUCUGCCUCGGCUUCACCUACCCCCUCGCCCAGCGCCUACGAGGCUUACACAUGCCCCAAGGGCAAUUUCAAGUCCUGCUGCAUGUCAGUGCAGCAGACGAGCAAGGACAUCAUUACACCGCUCGGCGAGUUGGUGCCGCUCAUCGGUGGUAUACAGAUUAGCUCGGCUAUAUCUUUCCAGUGCAAGAAAAUGGCUGAUAAGGAGGCUCCUGAUACAUGCAACAAACAAGGUUAUAGCCCCAUGUGCUGCGACAGUGAUAAUGCGGGUAACGGCUUCAACACGUGCAAGCAUUUCGAGGAUGUUAAGAAGACUUACUAUGCUAAGAAUAUGAAGGAUACACCGGAGACACAGGCUGAUAUGAUCAUGGACAUUCUCACUUAA